UUGACGUAUUGAUUCAGUUCACAGAAAAAAGCUGAUUGUAUCAAAGUCGCCGAGUUGCGUUCCGUAUGUGACUGUUUUUGUUGAUAUUUCACCAAGUUGCAACUUCCACGCUCUCUGAUACAUAGUUUAGAUUAAUAAUUGGACUGUACCAUUGUCAAGCUGCUCAUAAACCCCUCCUCAAGCAAAAACCUAUGCAUGUAGCUUCGGUCUCGUCUAGGUUUGAAUAAACGUGAUCAACUAUUACUGCAAAUUCAUUCAGUAAUGUAUAACUAAUUAUACUAAAUAUCUGAAUUGCAAAAUAAACCGUCGGAUACUGUUUACGUGAGCCGUGGUAUAGAAGUGUUUAGUGUUUUUCAAGUUACAAACAAAAUGACAGAGUCAAACACGGCUGUGGUUGCUCGAAGUAUAGUUCAGCAAUGCCUGCAUGGCAAACUGCAAGUGAAGCCCCCAACACAGGACUCUGAGGCAGAAUGGGUUGAGAUUCAGAGAGGAAUGGUGAUUUAUAUCUGUUUUUUCAAAGGGGCCACAGAAGAGAUAAUCCCCAAAAUAGUGAGUACACUAUUAAACGUGAAGCUGUGUGAGACAGACACUGGUAGGUAUGUGUCUGUUCUCGACCUGCCUGGGAAUGUUCUGAUAGUCCCGCAAGCUACCCUGGGCGGUAAAGCCAAAGGAAAGAGCAUGCAGUACCACGCCAACAUCGGGAAGGAGCAGGGAAUGCAGCUGUACGCCAGCUUUGUGGCUCAGUGUGAAAAAGAGCUCUCCUCUUCCAGCAAAUGCACUGAAUCAGGAGUAUUGGUCAAACAUGGGACCUAUGGGAAUAGACAAGUAUUGAAACUGGACACUAAUGGACCUUAUACACAUUUGAUUGAAUUUUAAUCGCACCACUCCUUAUUGCUGUCCUGUUUCCGUUACCUUGUUUUGGGGCCAGGUGUUGCAACACAUCUUGUUAUAUUGCUGUUCCAAAUUACAUUUGUGUGAUUCAAAAUAAAUAUA
Molecule: messenger RNA, 993 nt
Organism: Polyodon spathula (Mississippi paddlefish)
Lineage: Eukaryota; Metazoa; Chordata; Actinopteri; Acipenseriformes; Polyodontidae
Product: D-aminoacyl-tRNA deacylase 2-like
Exons: 3
Coding region: 370-876 (168 amino acids)
Biological process (GO): tRNA metabolic process
Cellular component (GO): cytoplasm
Molecular function (GO): D-tyrosyl-tRNA(Tyr) deacylase activity
Source: RefSeq, a predicted model, not a curated record